Molecule: messenger RNA, 741 nt
Organism: Paramecium octaurelia
Lineage: Eukaryota; Ciliophora; Oligohymenophorea; Peniculida; Parameciidae
Source: the annotation of a GenBank genome assembly
AGGAAACAAAUGGUGAAAUCCCUUCAAGAGAUAGCUAAUGUAAGGAUUUACACACAAUCUAUUUCUAGAAACCUUUGACUGAAUCACAAUAAGUUGAGUUAUUUGAUUGGUUUGAGGAUUAUUGCAUUUCAUAGGCUAGGAAAUUUAAAUAGUAAAAAAACAAAAGUUUAUUCAUCAAAUCAAUCCAAGCAAUCAAGAAUGACUAAGCUAGAGAAUUAAAUGAGAAUUAAAAUAGACAACUAUCUUAACCAAUUAGCAAAAAAGUAAAAGUUAAUGAUAACCAAAAUAAUGAAAAACACUAUACGUAAAGUGACCACGAAGAAGACCCUGAACCUAUUUCAUAAGAGAACACUUCGAAUUAAAAGUAGAUUUAAAUUGUAUUUUUCACUUAGUCAAACUGACUAAUUGAUGUUACUCUUACUAUUGACAGCAGUAAAUCAAUAACAAAAAACUACAGAAAAUCAAUCGUAGGUAAAAGUACAAAAUUUAUCAUUAAAUUUAAUUAGCAGAACAAUAAUCUCAUCAAUGAAAGGUGCAGGUACUUUCCAAAUUGUACCAACAAGCAUUGUUAAUAUGUUCAUCCUAAAAUCAAAGUAUUAGAUUAGAAAUUUCAUAUAGUGCAAAUACUUUCCGCAUUGUAAAAAGGGAAAUAAAUGCAUUUAUAUGCAUCAGCAAUGCAAGCAUGGAAUUCAUUGCAAAAACCCUUAAUGCAGUUAUGAACAUCCAUAUAAAAAAAAAUGA